AACCCAGCAUACACAGACACAGCCAUACGCGUGUCCUCCCGUGUACGGUGUGUACGUGUACUUGCUUGUGGCAUCCACCAACGCUGCGGUUUCAUUUGGCCAACCACAAAAUUCUUUUAAAACCAAAUAAGAAACAGAGGAAACUAACUUGAGCUUGAGCCAGGAAAAGCCGAGCAGGUCGGAAGAGGCCAGCGGCAGGAAAUUGUUAACCUUUGGGGAUAUCAAACAUUUACGAUUGCGUGGCAGUGGCAGAGGCAGUGGCAGAGGCAAAAGCAGAAACAGAAACACAGGAACAGGCACAAUCCCAUAGUCCACUGAGAGAAGCAGCCACAAGUGCCCGUGCCCGUGCCCGUGCCCCAGACGAAGAGGGACUUUCCUUGUGCUCUUGAUUCUUGUGUACGCAGAGAAGUUUCCUCCUUUUCAAUUUUGUGUUUUUCAUCCGGAGUACUUUUGAGCAGCUUAAAUUUCUGUUUGUUUGUGGUACCGAAGCGGCACCAUUAAGUUUCUGGCCUUCAGCAUAAUGAACAAAACGAAGAAGAGCCGUAAGUCCGCUAAGAAUUCCGGGCCAUCGGACCCCACUGGCCAAUCAAACAAAACCAAUGCGAACGGUAUUGGAAGCAACAAUGCCGGGAAUCAGAAUAUAGCUGGAACAGAGCAGGGGGAACAGUCUACCAGCGAUGGCGUUCCGUUCAUUCUUGUGGAUGCAAUGCCUUUGACCUACUGUCCCCCGACUGUGGCUGACUUGGACCAAAUAGAGGCCAAGCGAAUGGCGAAGGUAAUAGCGGAGUGUGACCGAUUGCUAGACCGCUUGGAGGACACAACGCCACCGCCUGAGCUGGACAUGCCAAGCACAAUGACCGAGAAAGACGAGGAGUUCUUCCAGGAAAUGCAGGAACUGCGCAUAUUUGCGAAGGAGACGAAGGAACAAGAUGGAGAAGAACGUCCUGGCAUCAGCAGGCAGGGCACCUUCCACAUUGACAGAUUAAAGCCGACACUUAACGAUCGGAGGCUUGGAGACGAGCCGUCGGUCUCCUCUACAGAAUCAAUGAGGAUUAUCAAUCAUAUUGGGGAUCAGCUCAUGCAGCUGCAGCUCCUAAAGGAGCAGCCGUUGGUGGAGGGAAACGUCUACUGCUUCUUAGUGAGCAUUAAGCCAGAAGGUGGGGCAUCCAAUUGCUUCGUGCGGCAAAUCGGAUUACCCGUGUCCAGUUUGCAGCCAGAAACGGAGUCCGUCGUGCAGUCAGAAACAGAGUCCAUCGUCCAGCCAGAAGAGGAGUUACUCGUGCAGCUAGAAAAGGAGUCCCCCGAGCAGCCAGAAAAGAAACCGCAGUCUGUUAGCUCGACGGCUAGGACAGAUGCCUACAGUAGCAAUGCGGUCCCAAAAUUACGCGAUCCUUUGCACACCCAGAUGCCGGUCUCCAAAGCUGAGAGACCUCCCCCAGGUCUGACAAUUGAGGCGGCAUCCGAGGCAAAGACGGACACCAUUGCUGCUCCAAAGACCAGUACAACGCGCUGGAGGCAAUUAAACAAAUCCAGAUUUGGAUAUCUUCCAAAGAAGAACUGAAGCGAACAACUCUCUUAAAAUUUAACGGGAUCUGGGAUAGAUAUGCGGUUCAAUUUCAUCAUAAACAACAAUAAACAAAAUAAACAUAACAAACAAACAUAUACGAACAUAA
Molecule: messenger RNA, 1673 nt
Organism: Drosophila persimilis
Lineage: Eukaryota; Metazoa; Arthropoda; Insecta; Diptera; Drosophilidae
Exons: 3
Coding region: 521-1561 (346 amino acids)
Source: RefSeq, a predicted model, not a curated record